AUGCGCGGUGACAGUCCCCCCUCCACCCGGGCAGUUUCCUCCCCGCCCCAGCCAGUCCCUAGGGAACCGAGGGGAGCAGCAGCAGCCCACAGGCUCAGACUUGGGGGAGGCGGGGUUGUCCUUCCGGAGAAGGGGGUGCUAAGCCACGAGGAGUCCACGUCUCUGUGCCACCAGAACAUCUUCAUCAUCAUCUAUCCUUUGUCUGCCUCUAUGCACCUGCCCUUGCCCUUGGUCCUGGGGCCUUUGGGAGGGGGUCCCCUGGUGGAGGGGACCGGGGCACCCCCGUUCCUCGCCAGCAGCCUGCUCUCCGCCGCAGCCAAGGCACAGCGCCCCUCACUGCCUCCCCCCAGCACUUUACAGGGCCGAAGGCUUCGCGCCCCGGCGCCUCCUCCGCCCCCCCAGCCGCCCUCCCCCCGCUCCCAGCGCCGCCCCCGCAGGCCGCCCACGGUCCUGCGCUUGCUUGAGGGGGGAGGACCUUUGGUCCCCCGGAGGGCCCGCCCUCGGGCCCCGGCCCCUCCGGCUUUUCCUCCCUCCGAACCGGCGACCCCGAUCCUCCCUUCUGUGCUGUCCCUGCUGGGGCUCUCCACCCCUGCCCCCUCCGACGGAAGCUUUAACCUUGCGGGGGCCGACGCGGCCCUCCCCCCGCCCCUGCCCCUCUCCUCAGGGAGCCCCCCCCAGCCCAUACACCCCAUCCAGCCCUCCUUGCCCGGGACUAGCAGUGGCAGCCUCAGCAGCGUGCCAGGUGCCCCCGCCCCUCCAGCCGCCACCAAAGCCCCCCCGGUCCCCAGCCCUGGCCUUCGAAGCACCCCAGAAGGGAUAGGUCCUGCCUGCUCCCUCCCCUCCCUCAGCGGGGGGGAGGCCUUCCCCUUUCCCGGCCCAGAGCAGGGUUUGGCCCUGGGCGGGGCAGGCUUUCCCGGACUGCUCGGGGCCCUGCCCCUUCCCUUGAGUCUGGGGCAGCCUCCGCCCCCUCCCUUGCUUAGCCACAGUUUGCUGGGUGUAUUGGCCGGGGGCGGGGGUCAACCUCCCCCGGAGCCCUUCCUGCCUCCUCCCGGGGGCCCAGGCCCCCCCUUGGCCCCCGGCGACCCCGAGGGCCCGUCCCUGUUGGUGGCUUCCCUGCUCCCUCCGCCCCCCUCGGACCUCCUCCCACCGGCUCCGGCCCCUCCCGGCAACCUCCUUGCCUCCCUUCUCCCCCUGCUGGCUUUGGGCCCCCCAUCAGGGGACGGGGAAGGCCCCGGGGAGGUGGCCGGGGGUCCGAGUGGGGAGCCGUUCCCGGGGCUGGGAGACCUGCCCCCCCUUCUCUUCCCCCCCCUCUCGGCCCCUCCUGCCCUCAUAGCUUUAAAUUCUGCGCUGCUGGCUGCCAGCCUGGACCCCCCUGCAGGGAGCCCCUCCCAGCCCUGUGUUCUGAGCACCCCUCCACCUGGACCACCUACCUCCAGCGUCACCACGGCAACUACUGACCCCGGGGCCUCCUCUCUCGGCAAGGCCCCCACCACCUCAGGGAGAACCCCCCCACUCCUCGGCCCUCUGCUGGGCGCUAGUCUGCUGGGUGACUUGUCUUCGAUGACCAGCAGCCCUGGGCCCCUUCCCAGCUUGCUGGCCCCCCAGGGCCCUCUUUUCCCCGGCCAGCUUGGGCUCCAGCUCCUCCCUGGGGGAGGCGCCCCACCACCUCUCUCGGGGGCUUCCAGCCCCCUGACCUGCCUGCUGCAGAGUCUCCAGCUCCCCACUGAGCAGCCAGAAGCUCCCUGUCUGCCCCCCGAAAGUCCUAGCCCAACUGUCGAACCGGAGCCUGCCCGGCCCCCCCUCAGUGCCUUAGCCCCAGCCCAGGGUUUCUCUGACCCCCCAGCUCCUGAGCUGUUGGCUGGGAGGGGGUCAGGAAAGCGGGGUCGGCGGGGAGGUGGGGGAACUCGGGGCAUCAAUGGGGAAGCCAGGCCGGGCCGGGGCCGAAAGCCUGGCAGCCGGAGAGAGCCUGGUCGCCUGGCCCUUAGGUGGGGAGGCCGAGGUGGUUUCAAUGGACAGAUGGACCGGUCCCCACGAGGGCCCCACUGGCAGCAUAAUGGGGAGCUGGCUGAAGGGGGGACCGAGCCCAAAGAGCUGCCCAUCCCCGUGCCCCAGCCGGAUGAGCUCAAGGUGCCCCCCGGGGGAGUUAGGAAGUCUCGCCGGGGUCGGAGGAGAAAGAACAAUCCCUCCCGAACCAGCAGCGGCUCCCGACAGGUCGCUUUGGAGCAGAGCCACAUGGCUGGGGUGACUGUCCCUCUGCCCCCCCGGCCCCGUCCUGGCCGUCCCGCCAAGAACAAGAGGAGGAAAUUGGCCCCGUAGCAGCCGUGGCUGGAGCCGGACCCGAUCCCCACUCUGGGGGGAGCUGAGCCUCGGGAGUCCCUGCUAACCAUCUGUACCUGUGGACAGCAGUGGGUAGGGGGGCUGCGCAUUCCCCCCAGCCCCCAAGCACAAACGUGUUCCCUUCCCCCGAAAUCUUGUCCUGAGCCAUUCCAGGGGUAGAGAAGCUCACUUCGCCCCAAAGCCAUGUCACUGAUGAGGUCUGGGGGGCAUUUGGCCCCCCACCCCUGCCCCGGUACUAAGGGGAGCAAACCCAUCUCCAGGUCUUAUUUGCUUAAGUUAUUUUUGCACAAAUGACUUUAUAUUUAAUUGGACUUCACUGCCCCUCUCCCCCAAGCCAGCAGGCUCAGUUUACAAACCUGUGAGCCCCCGCUGGCUGCUGCCCCCUCCCCAGCGAAAGGCACAAAGCAAUAAGCAUCGCUCCUUCCAGCCCCAGCCCAUCCCUGUGGCUCAGGUGCCUCAAAGCACAGACCCCCCUCUUCCCCUCCACGGUCUGAAACACACGGAAGCCUCAUUUCAGGGUGUAAGCCAGGUUCCUCUGGGGAGGGGGGGAGAGGCCUCCCCUCCCCCACACACUACAGUGCCCCCUUUCCCCACCGAAACUGCUCAGAGACGUUGUCAUGACGCUGACUGACGCGAGGAUUAUGCAACGCAGUCCGACCGGAGUGGCCAGCAUGCCCAGCCGUCCAGGGGCUGCCUCAUGCCUUUUCUUUUGUAAAGACGAGACCCUUCGGGAGUUUUAAUUCUGUUUUGUACUCGCCCUGUGGGGCCUCCACUGCUUUUCUAUGGGAGACACUCUUAAUUUAACAGAUAAGAAUAUUUUGAAACUCUG
Messenger RNA from Gracilinanus agilis (Agile Gracile Mouse Opossum), 3166 nucleotides. RefSeq names its product methyl-CpG binding domain protein 6 (gene MBD6). Gene Ontology annotation, molecular function: chromatin binding. The transcript is spliced from 10 exons. Gene Ontology annotation, cellular component: chromocenter; nucleus. The record is from RefSeq and is a predicted model, not a curated record. The coding region runs from base 1 to 2316 and encodes 771 amino acids. NCBI's taxonomy places the organism in Eukaryota, Metazoa, Chordata, Mammalia, Didelphimorphia, Didelphidae.